AUGACCCCUUACCUGAACGAAGACUACGACAGGACACAUACACAGAUGGAUAUGGCCGUGGUGAGCAUGUGGCCCUGGGGCUCGGCAUUUCCAUGGGAGAGGUCAAAACAACUAGAGAGAGGGAUGGUAGUGGCAAUUCGAUCACCCGCACACGCUUCUAAUAUCGCCGUCAAGCGCGUUAUAGGUCUUCCAGGCGAUCGCAUUACUACACGUGAACCAUGCAUGAAACCAUCUCAAAUCGUACCAUACAAUCACGUCUGGCUAGAGGGCGAUGCGGAGGAUCCACGCCGAACAUUGGACAGUAACACAUAUGGACCUGUCAGUAUCAGUCUGAUUCAAGGGCGGGUAGUUGGUAUAUUACGCCCGCGCAUGCGUUGGUUGAACUGGCAGGAUUGGGAAGCCGGCAAGUCCGGCGGAUCAGCCGCAGAUGAGAACGAGAACUAUCGUCAGAGUGUGCGCGAUCGUGUUGUGAAGGAAGCUGUUAAGCUGGAGAGACCGGAAUUUUAA
Messenger RNA from Penicillium malachiteum, 507 nucleotides. RefSeq names its product putative mitochondrial inner membrane protease subunit Imp2. NCBI's taxonomy places the organism in Eukaryota, Fungi, Ascomycota, Eurotiomycetes, Eurotiales, Aspergillaceae. Gene Ontology annotation, cellular component: mitochondrial inner membrane peptidase complex. The coding region runs from base 1 to 507 and encodes 168 amino acids. Gene Ontology annotation, molecular function: serine-type endopeptidase activity. Gene Ontology annotation, biological process: mitochondrial respiratory chain complex assembly. The transcript is spliced from 2 exons. The record is from RefSeq and is a predicted model, not a curated record.